Molecule: messenger RNA, 2121 nt
Organism: Aspergillus wentii DTO 134E9
Lineage: Eukaryota; Fungi; Ascomycota; Eurotiomycetes; Eurotiales; Aspergillaceae
Product: glycerol-3-phosphate dehydrogenase GUT2
Exons: 4
Coding region: 1-2121 (706 amino acids)
Biological process (GO): glycerol-3-phosphate metabolic process
Cellular component (GO): mitochondrion; glycerol-3-phosphate dehydrogenase (FAD) complex
Molecular function (GO): glycerol-3-phosphate dehydrogenase (quinone) activity
Source: RefSeq, a predicted model, not a curated record
AUGGCUUCGCGUUACUCCCGCAGACUCCUAAGACCCUUGCUCUAUACCUCCGCGGCCGCAGCUGCAGGAGCAGGAGUUCUCUACAUCUCAUACCGCCCCCGUAAUAUUCCUGGCUCCGAAGCCCCAGCAGUACCCCCGCCAGGUUACCACGAGGGAAAGCUUGUGCCUCCCAGUUUCCCAUACAUCAAAUCCCGUGCAGAACAGAUUCAGGAUCUCAGACGCAGCUCUGAGAGUGGUGAAGCCAACAAGGACAAUGAGUAUGAUCUCUUGGUCAUUGGUGGCGGUGCUACAGGCUCCGGAAUUGCACUUGAUGCUGCGACACGAGGGUUGAAAGUCGCAAUUGUCGAACGCGAUGACUUCAGUGCUGGUACAAGUAGUAAGAGUACAAAGCUGGUGCACGGUGGUGUUCGUUACUUGGAGAAGGCAGUUUGGGAAUUGGAUUACAACCAGUAUGCUCUCGUCAAGGAAGCUUUGAGAGAACGAAAGUACUUCUUGAACACUGCCCCCCACCUGUCGAGUUGGCUCCCUAUCAUGGUCCCAGUGCAAAAGUGGUGGCAGGCACCUUACUUUUGGGCGGGCACCAAGUUUUAUGACUUCUUGGCCGGUACGGAGGGAAUUGAAAGCUCUUACUUCCUUACCAAGAGUAAGGCAAUUGAUGCUUUCCCCAUGCUGAGAAAAGACAACCUGUUCGGUGCCAUGGUUUACUACGAUGGUGCUCACAAUGAUUCGCGUAUGAACGUCUCUUUGGCCAUGACCGCCGCCCUAUAUGGUAGCACUGUUGUGAACCAUAUGCAGGUCACCGGCCUGACCAAGGAUGCGAAUGGUAAAUUAAACGGUGCUCAAGUGAAGGACCUGAUUGCCGAGAAGAACGGUCAAAAUGUGGAGUCCUUCAACAUCCGCGCUAAGGGAGUUAUCAAUGCUACUGGGCCUUUCACCGACUCCAUUCGACAGAUGGAUGAACCUACCGUCAAGGAGAUCGUGGCUCCUAGCUCUGGUGUUCACGUCAUCCUUCCCGGAUACUAUAGUCCCUCGGACAUGGGCUUGAUUGACCCCUCUACCUCCGAUGGCCGUGUCAUCUUCUUCCUUCCAUGGCAAGGAAACACAAUUGCUGGCACCACGGAUGCCCCAACCACCAUCACAGCGCAGCCAGAGCCUUCUGAGCACGAUAUUAACUGGAUUCUCAAUGAAGUCCGUGGGUACCUUGCCCCUGACAUUACAGUGGAUCGAAGUGAUGUGCUUGCUGCCUGGUCUGGAAUUCGACCCCUUGUCCGUGACCCCAAGGUGAAAUCAUCCGAGGCGUUGGUUCGUAACCACCUUAUCUCGGUCUCCACAUCUGGCUUGUUGACCUGCGCUGGUGGAAAAUGGACUACUUAUCGUCAAAUGGCAGAGGAGGCUGUCGAUGAGGCUGUCCAAGUGUUCGGCCUUAAGCCCCGAGAAGUUUUGGGGGCCCCUGACAUCAGUGGUGCCGGAGGCAGUGGCUUGGUGUCUGACGGCGCAGUUCUGGAUGGCAGCUGUCAAACCCAUCAGGUCCGCUUGAUUGGAGCCCAUGGAUUUUCCAAGACCCUCUUCAUCAACCUCAUUCAACACUUUGGUCUCGAAACCGAUGUCGCUCAGCACCUCACUCAAUCCUACGGUGAUCGGGCUUGGCAGGUCGCUGCUUUGGCAUCCCCAACCAACUCUCGUUUCCCCGUUCGAGGUUACCGUAUCGCAACUAUGUACCCCUUCAUUGACGGCGAAAUUCGCUACGCUGUCCGCCAUGAAUAUGCUCAAACUGUGGUCGACGUCAUUGCCCGCAGAACUCGCUUGGCAUUCUUGAACGCUGAAGCUGCCCUCGAGGCUCUUCCUGGUAUUAUCGACCUGAUGGGCGAGGAAUUGAAGUGGGACAGCAAGAGAAGGGAUCUCGAAUGGAAUGACUCUGUUCAUUUCCUUUCGUCGAUGGGCCUUCCUCAGACUCUCCGUAACCUUUCCAGAAGCGAGGUCGAGGCCGGUCGGGUGAAGGAUGUCGAUAUCUCAGAACGCAAGUCGUUCUCCAGAGUUGAGGGACCUGCCGAUAUGCUUGCCACUGAUGUUCGUACAACUGCAACAAAUCAGUCGAUCUCUGAGGGGUCUGCCGCUAAAUAG